AUGGCUGGAUCAGCGGAAGAUUCAAACCCCUUGGGCAAACAUAACGAGAACUCCUUGGACCUUACCGUGCUAGGGCUGUGCUCCGGGGCUGCGUUGGAUGGUGUCUCAUGCGCUCUCUUACGCUACAGGCAGAGGAGACCCAAUGAACCUCUCCGCAUGUCUAUGCUCAAACACGAAGAAACCGAUGUACCUCUCCGGUUACGGACGCAGAUCCUCAACCUACUGCGCGACCAUCCCAAAAACCCGAACGCAAUGGUCCGAGUACAUAACCUGCUCGGCUACAUGUACUCAACAUCAGUCAAGUGUUUUUUGGGGAACAACGGCUUAUCUGAAGACGACAUUCAUCUAAUAGCUGCGCGAGCUGACUCUAUCCCUCCAUCUGUGGCGCCCCAGCUACACCCCAUCCUAUCCAUCGACGGAGUAUCGCCGGUUUUGAAGAGCUGGACCGCUGUCGUCGCUGCAGAAACGAAUGUCACAACCGCAUCGAACCUACCAAUAACACGAAGACCAGUCAACGAAAUCGACCCGACCGCUGGAUCUCCAAUUGACAGUCUCUUUGUCCAACACCCAACAAAGUUUCGCGUCUGCGUGACCAUCAUGGAUCUCCUUACUAUAACUAUCAUCCCGCCAGCUGAUGGCAGACCAAGAGUCGCACCGCCUAGCUCGGUGUGCGGCCCUGGCACCAUCUUCAUAGAUUAUACAAUGCGCUACGCGACCUCUAAUCGCAUCCAGAACGACUACGACGGUGCAUACGGCUCGAAAGGCAUAGUCAACCAUGCUGUUGUCGACCGCGUACUCGAGUCCAACGAUUACUCGUUACGCGUGCCUCCCCUCCACAUAGCCACCGAAAUGUUUGGCCACCACGAAGCGCAGAGCGUCAUAGAAGAGUGUCUCUUCCUCGGGAUGACCGAUCACGAUACCGUUGCCACUAUCACACGUAUCACGGCCGAGAACCUGGUGCGCCAGUACCGCAGACUAGUUGCCGCAUACUGCCCGCCAGAUCAGAAAGUUGAUGAGAUAUUCAUCUGUGGGACCGGUGCACGGAACACAGAUAUCGUCGAUUACAUGGAAGAAGUAUUGCCAGCAGAAGUCAUCACCAGGCCGCUCGACGACAUAGGAAUACCUGGUGAGGCCAAAGAGGCCGUAUGUUGCGCUCAUUUGGGGCUGGAGGCUUUACUGAAACACGCAGUAAAAGAAGACGGGCCAUUUGAACAAGGCCUGCAGAACCCGAUAAUAGGAGCUGUUGCGAAGGGAACACACUGGGAAACGGUCAAGGAGCAGCUUAUGAGGUUCAGCGAUGGAGAGGAACUACCAGCUGUGCAGCGUGUUGUCAUUGAGAAGAAAUGA
This is a messenger RNA of Paraphaeosphaeria sporulosa, 1347 nucleotides long. RefSeq lists its product as uncharacterized. The transcript has 2 exons. Gene Ontology annotation, biological process: peptidoglycan turnover; amino sugar metabolic process. The coding region runs from base 1 to 1347 and encodes 448 amino acids. Lineage: Eukaryota; Fungi; Ascomycota; Dothideomycetes; Pleosporales; Didymosphaeriaceae. Gene Ontology annotation, molecular function: ATP binding; phosphotransferase activity, alcohol group as acceptor. The record is from RefSeq and is a predicted model, not a curated record.